UUGACCCACUGAAGUUUGAUACAAUUACAAAAACUCCUCUGGCACCUCACACAACUGGGAUCGCGUUGACCUGACGAAGGGACAUAACUCCAGCUAUCAUGGCGCGGCAACCUGGAGAGGCGGGGUUCCCACUUAAGGUGGAGCUCCACGUGCACAUGGAUGGUGCUGCGAGGCACCAGACCAUCCUGGAAGUGGCUGCCACCCGGGGACUCAUCCCGCACUGCAAAACCAUCCAGGAUCUGAAACAGGAGAUCGUUAUGUCCAAACCCAGCACCCUGGAACGACUCUUGCAUUGCUUUGCGACCUUUACUCCCGUGUUUGCUGGUAAUCGUGAUGCAGUGUACCGACUGGCCUACGAGUUCUGUGAGGAUUGUUCCUUGCAAGGCAUCAAGUAUGUGGAGCCAAGGUUCUCACCCCAUCUGCUUGCUAACACAUUUGAGAAGCCAGUGUACGCCCCCGAGCCCGGCAACUUCUCACCGCACGACGUUGUGACAACGGUUAGUGAAGCGCUGAAGCAAGGAGCUCAGGACUUCAACAUCAAGGUGAAGGCAAUCCUCUGCUGUAUACGACACUUUCCAGAAUGGUCGCUAGAAGUGGCUGGCUUGUGUCGGGAGUUCCGCGACAGCGUGGUGGCUAUCGAUGUUGCUGGCCCCGAGUUCCUCAGCGGGAUGGAUCCUACACAGUGUCCCCAUAAACUGGCCUUUAAGGAGGUUGAGAUUGCCGGCCUACAUCGAACAGCGCACGCAUCAGAAGUCAGAUCGUCGGAGAUGAUGUACGAGGCUCUAGAUGAGUAUAAUGCUGAAAGAAUCGGCCACGGCUACCACAGUCUCGACUGUGACAAGAUGUACCAGAGAGUUCUGAAGGAGAGGGUCCACCUUGAAACAUGUCCAAUAUCUUCAAUCAUCACCGGAGGUGCUCCUAAUGGAAAGGUCAACCACCCUAUACUGAGGUUUGCCGAGGACAAGGCCAACUUUUCCCUGAACACCGACGACCCCACUGUCCUGGACAACACCCUCACUGACGACUACAUCACUGCGAGGGGGUUUGGCCUGUCUAAUGAUCAGAUCACGCAAUCGAUAUUCAAUGCAGCGAGAUCGUCCUUCCUCCCUGAUGGAGAGAAGAAACUGCUUGUGUCGGAGCUGGUGGCAGUGUACGGUGACCAGUGGUGACGGCAUUGGGAGGGCCAACUGAAGCACCUUUGAGUAAAUUGAGAGUAUUUACGAAAUAAAAGUCAUCAUGUAAUUU
This is a messenger RNA of Haliotis rubra (blacklip abalone), 1245 nucleotides long. RefSeq names its product adenosine deaminase-like. The record is from RefSeq and is a predicted model, not a curated record. Gene Ontology annotation, molecular function: adenosine deaminase activity. Gene Ontology annotation, biological process: hypoxanthine salvage; adenosine catabolic process; inosine biosynthetic process. The coding region runs from base 99 to 1169 and encodes 356 amino acids. Gene Ontology annotation, cellular component: cytosol; external side of plasma membrane. The transcript is spliced from 8 exons. NCBI's taxonomy places the organism in Eukaryota, Metazoa, Mollusca, Gastropoda, Lepetellida, Haliotidae.